GCUUUAAUGAUGGAUAUGCUUAUCUAAAUAACAGCCACUAAUAUCUAACAAGGAAGUAGUAGUUGAUACCCUCCACUUUGUAAUGUCUUCAUAUUCUGUCAUAUAAAAUUUUUACGUUAUGAGGACUACAUAUAAAGGAAGACCAUGACGGUAACUAAAGGAUGUUAUUAAUUUGACUCAAGUGAAACCAAAUACCGAGUCAUCGGUAACACUAUUUUAAUAUAGGAACAAAUAUAAGGGACGUGUAUUGUCAGUUAACUCUAACUUAGUACUUAACUGGUUUUUAGUCGACUAAGAGGAAAUUCAGGAAGACAAAGGGACAUAACCAAAUAACCUGUCCGGUGCUAUACCGAUUCUGCUACAUCAAGUACUGCUAAUAGAACGGUAGUAUUUGAACCCCUGACUGGAGAAACUAUGAUAAACAAUUCAGUCAAAGAUAUAUUUUGAAACCUGGUUGUGAAGAAUUAAAAAAAAAAGAAAGAAAGAAGAAAUCAACUUUAUUUCUAGAGAUGUGGUUUCGAAACUGAUGUCUCUAAGUUAUGUUUUAUUAUUGUUCUUCAUUCUGGACCAAUUAAGACUUAUUAGUCGACCACUAAUUAUGCCGUCAUCAGUUUGUAUAUGUGAGUGUGUUAAACAUCCUCUUGCGAAAAAUAACGCUAGUGUUCCAGCAGAGGGGGCAUAAUGAACCGAAGAAAUGAGAGCAAAAGUCGCCGUAGUCGUGUGUCGCCCCCGGGCCGCAAUAAGUCCCGACGGAAAAUAGCACUGACAACUGAGAGUCAGGAGUUAACUCAGAUGAAAUCCAAUGAUGACGAGAGUACAGAUGGACAAAAUAAGAAGAUCUCUCGUAAGAUAACAGCGAAGUAUCCCACUGACCCUGCCACACCUUCUUUGGUUGCUUCUGCAAACAAACGCUUAGUAAAGGUCAAUAAUAAUAUGAAAGUGGGUCGUGCUCUUCGCAAGUGCAGCCCAACUCCUGCAGACUCUGAGGAAAUGCCCUACGUUGAUAAUCAAUCAAUAGGUCGUACACCGAAUGGUCAGAAGAUGCCAGCAGUUGAGGAAAGCCAGAAAAAAGUUAUUGCUAAACCCCCUAAAAAGAGAAAAGCUACAGAAACGGACACUUCCAGUCCGCUACCCUCGCCUUUCAAAUUGAUGUCUCCAACACUUACACAGAAUGCACCCCCUAUUAAUUUAAGAGAUUGGAACAAUCAAAGAGUGUUAGCCUGGAGAGAGAAUGUUUAUAAGCCAGGUGUUAUAAAGAAUGCUACAGACAGACAAGUUGGGGUGCUCUUUGAUGGUGAAACUGAAACGAAAAUUUACUUUGUUUUUGAUAGUGACUGCAACAAGGUAAUCUGUGACCACAGUCCAAUGGGCAACAGUGUACAGCUUGGGGCAGAUGUGUGUGUUCGAAUUGACUCUGAAGAAAAUGUCUUUAUUGAAGCUAAGGUGAUAGAUCGGAAAGUGAAUCCAGUUUCGUUCCAGAUUAAAUUGAAAAGUUCUCAAAUGUUGUGGACAACUCGAGCAAACAUCCGACUUCUACGGCCUCCAUGGUGGGAAGAUUUAGAGGACUGUGGUGAGCAAAACCAGAUGUUUCAAAUGUCUAAUCAAGUGAUGAGCCCUGUACAAACUCCAAACUCUGUUUAUAUUCAACCAACUGUAAAUCUCACCUCGUUGUCUGUUUGCUCCAGCAGCCCUACUCCAACUUUUGAGAAGCAGACCAGCUUUGAACGACCAGAUACGUCUGAGGAUGAACUUAAAAAUGAAAAUGUCUAUUUUGAUUCAUCUGGCAUGAGUACUCCAAGAUGUGGGAGUGCAACACCUGGUGCUUCUUCUCAAAAUGGUAAGGACCGUAGCAAGCCAGCUUUUAAAAAGAAGGAUGAGGUACGAUGUCGUGCUCAGUCCGGUGAUAGCAGUCGAGCAAGUACGCCAAGGUCACCAAAUCCUAUCAGCAAGUACAAGAAAGGGGAUGUCGUUUCCAAUGAGAAAAGUGGGGUCCGUAAAAAAUUCAAUGGUAAACAAUGGCGCCGUCUCUGUUCUAAAGAUGGUUGCACAAAGGAAUCUCAGAGACGGGGUUACUGCUCCCGGCAUCUCUCCUUAAAAGGGAAAACUAUGCGAUCAUCAGUGCCAUAUCCCGGACAUAGAAAAGGGGAGCUAAAGGAUGGUCAAAUUGAAUGGGAAGAAACUUCACAUGAUAGUGAAUACGACCAAGAACGGAUUACUACAAGCAAACUGGAUGAACGUGAAGCUGCAUCACUUUUAGUAUCUUUAGGUAAUUCCCGGUCUGGCACCCCUUCUUCUCCAUUAGGGCAACGACAGUCCCCAUCAACAGCUUGUGGUCAGUUUACUCCUAUUGUGGCGCCUCAUAACCAAGGUCUCAUCAAUUCGCCAACUAGGCACUGGAUUAACAACUCCCCAAAGUCAGGCAAUUCAUCUGCAGAGCUUAUGCCUAACAUAGCCCCUCGUCCAGCUGUCACCUUGAUGCCGGCAUUUUCAGUACAUCAAGAAGAAUCUUAUGUUUUGAAGAAGAAAUCUCCAGAAGUCUUUGUUAAGCAGGAACAGAUGCAGACUGAAAACCUUGACUCAAAUGUGACCAUUGUUCCAAUAGUGGGUAAAAGUGGGUUCUCAACAGCGAUACCAGGUACAGACAAUGGUGGCAUUCUGAUAUCUGCCAUUCAAGAGAAGUUGUUUGCAACAUUGGCACAAGACGACAAUGUUAGUGCUUUUGUCACCACAUCACAGAAGGACAGUGCAAGAGCACCGGCAAAAUCUCCAUUGAACACCACUCACGAGACGUAUGUUCGGGAGGACAAGAGCACGAAAGUGAGAGAUGCAACCCCCACGCAACAAGUGGUGUCUGUAGAGUACAUUGCAAGCGGGACUCCAACCAACAUUACAUCAUAUUACACACCACAACCACAGCAGCAGCAGCAACAACAACAGCAGCAGCAGUUGCAACAGCAGCAUCAACAACAUCAGCAACAACAACUUCAACAACAGCAUCAUCACCAACAACAACAGCAGCAGCAACAACAACAACAACAACAACCUAUACAAAACAAAAUGCAGAUUAACACAAAGGGGCCAAAUGCCUGUUGCCAUUAUGACAUGCACUCAGCUAAAGCACCCUCUGCACAUGGAGAUUUACACUUUCGACAGCAAGUCUCAACGUCAGUCUCUAAUGCUGCAUCCCCUCUCGAGAAUCCUGUUUCUGUGCAGCAGCAGCAUGCAAGAGGUGUUGUGUCUCAGUAUCAGGGCUCUGCAGCACACCCAUCUCCUGCUGCCUUGCUACCAGUCAUGCCUGUUGGGGAGCCUCCCAAAGAUCAGCGGGUUGAUGAUGCUUCAAGUAAAGGACCCGCAUCAGCAGAUGACAGUCACCAUGUCCCUGUAUACCGCUGGCACUCGUUGGUCCCUUACCUUACCAACACUGGAGGUACCCAGUCCCCAUCCCAUGCAGCUAUAUCCCCACCACCCACAUCUCAAGUGAUGUCAGCAGCCCUGGAGAGUGAUAACUCCACCACACAGGAGUCUACAACAUCCAGUGAAGCUAAUCCACCAGUGUCGGUCAGCCAGAGUGUCUCUGAAGCCUUUAAUUCUAAAGAUGACUAUGAUAUUGAUGAUGAUGAAGAAGAAGAUGAUGAUGAUGAUGAUGUGUUCGAUUGUGCUCCUGAUUCUCCAAAGAAAGAUUCUAGCACCCGCAUAAAACGGCGAACUCAAUCCCUCAGUGCUCUGCCAAAAGAUAAAGACGAACCAAAGAGCCCUAGGAAGGUACGAGAUAAAGAACACAUCCGCCGACCAAUGAAUGCUUUCAUGAUAUUCAGCAAACGCCAUCGAGCUCUGGUUCAUCAACAGCAUCCCAACCAAGAUAACCGAACAGUGAGCAAGAUUCUCGGAGAAUGGUGGUACGCCCUGCUGCCACAUGAUAAGCAAAAGUACCAUGACCUGGCGUUCCAGGUAAAAGAGGCCCAUUUUAAGGCCCACCCUGACUGGAAAUGGUGUUCAAAGGAUCGUAAAAAGUCCCACACAAUUGCUGCCACAUUAAAGCAACGUAAUAGCCGUCGACUGAGUUCCUCAGAGGAUAUUCCAGAUGAUUCUGCAGAAGGACUACCAGAAUCAGAUAUUGUUGAUGAUUCCAAUGAGGGUCGAAUGCCGCCGGCAGAAGGAUUGGAACCUGGGUUACAUCGUUGUGAUGAAAUCGAGUCUUCCAACGUCGCUCAGAUGUCGGCAGUCAGUUACUCGUCUACUAGAGAUAUGUAUGAAUCAUCAAAGGGGCGCUCACAGAGCCUAUCAGCAAUGCCGCAUCGAGAUGAAGGGGGAGGCACGCAGUCCAUUAUCAGUGGACAGCCGAGCUGCAGCCAAGAAAGAAGUCACAGUCCAUUUCGAGAGAAACGAGCUCAGCCAGUGAAUCAGUUGCAAGGAUCAGUGCAGUCUCUGCACCAGUCGCAGCACCAACUGAAAUCUCAGCUGAACUCACCGCAUACUCCAUCUGCAUCGCUCCAGCAAGGAGGCAUGCUACCAUCAUCAUCGUCACCACCACAGCCGCCACCUUCUCAACACCAUCCUUCUUCACUCAUGCCUACCCUGCCUCCAGUUUCUGCCUCCUACAUACAACAGCACUCUUCAUCUGAUACUGUUGCUACACAGUCGAGGCAGUCACAUCUAAUGGAUGAUGAUGAUGACAGUGAUAAUGGACAUAUGGUCAUCUAUGAGGCAGAUGAUGGUAGCACGGGUAAAGAUGAUGAUGAUGGUGGCGAAAUAGACUUAAACUGUAAAGAGCAGGUCUCUGACAGUGAGACCGAUAGUCAAACCGAAGAUGAUGGCAUCAUUGAGAAUAAAGCUUUCCCCCAACAACGUUUUUCUCCCAUGAUGACUCAUAUCUCUCCAGCAGACUAUGCAUAUCGGCCAGAGCCAAGAAAGAGUGUUCCAGGCUCUCCAGGCAAAACUAACCUUGAUAAACCAGACAUGGUCAAUUCAAUUGUGCCAUCCAGUCAUGAGAAGUUUGUGUUUCGUCCAUCCCAUUCUGGCUCCAGUUUCCAACCUGUUGGUGCUAUGUUCAAAGCAAGGAACAAGCCUGAACGGACUCCAGUAUCUAACAUGCGAGAAGAGGUGUAUGAAAGAGAACAAAGAGUAAUGCAAGAACGUUCUGAAAAACAAGAAGUAAGCCAACCCCAAUAUAACCAGAGCACUCAACAACCUGUUACUCAACAGCAAACCGUUCGGUUAGGUGGCAUGAAGAUUCACAAUAUAACAAUGACAACUCAUGAAGACCAGCAAAUAGUUUUCUCAUCCAACACACAAACUACACUGGGCAAACAGAAUGGCCGUGGACCCAUUGUAGGUAAAAUGACUCAGAAGGCAUCGAAAGCUAAACAGCAGCAGGGUAACACCCAGAGUCAAACAGUGGCUUCACCCACAGUCCUCCAGUUUGUAUCAAGCAGUAACAUCCAAAUUUUGAGUGCUGCAACACAGCCAAUGCUUACAACUGGUUAUCAGAACACUAGUGGUCAAAUAGCUCCAACCUAUAGCACUACGUGUAAACCCAUCACCACACCAGUGCCAAUUGCAUCAAAACCACCUGGUAUGACCAGCCAUAAUUCAGCAUCUAAUAUGCCUGUUACUUCUUCAGUUAAUGUGACACCUGCUCAGGUGAAGACUGGACUGGCUGGGAUUAACGUUCAACCACAGCCUGUUAUACAAGCAACCCCCAAAACACCCAUGAAAAGUGUCGGACCAAUACUUGUACAGACUAUUCCCGCAAACCAGUAUGGGAUGGCAACAGCUGUCACGUCUGGUAGCUUUAUGACAUUAAGAAAUGUGGCCCCUCCUCAUACAUCACAAGCACAAGGUCAGCCAGUGAGUCCUGCUGUCACAGCAUCUGGUCCUUUAGUUACCAAUUUGGUACUGAAACCAACUAAUCAAGGUUCUUCUCUACAGGGCAGCCAAUCUCCAGGAAUAGCAAAUACAAUUAACAUUGGACAACAAGGAAACAUCCAAGCAACACAUGUUCAGUAUAUCCUGCCUUCAUUUCCCUUGCCCCAAGGUUCUAUUCAUUUGACAUUAGCUGGUGGUCAGAAUACACAAACCCUCAAUCAACACACCCCGAACAAGAUCCAGGUAGCACAAACAAAUAUCAAAACUAGCAAUGCUCAACCACAGAUACAACAAGUUGUUACACCUUCGAUCUCACCUAAUAUUGGGACACAGACUCUGCAGAUUUUCAACCAGAAGCAAUCAUGUGCACCAGGUCAGACGCCCCCAUUGGUCACUCAGUUGGUGACUGUCACUCAAGCUGGGUCGGGAGCAGGCAACCCUACAGCACAACACAUACAGUUACCAGCUGGCACAAUUGGCCAGCCUGGUGUCUCUGUCACAGUGCAACAAUCUGCAGGCCAGCACAUUCCACAGCAGCAGCAGCAGCAACAACAAGUGAUCUCUCAGCAAUCUACAACACAACAACACCAACAACAAACUACACAAAGGGUUCUACUGCCACCAGCAAAGACGGUUUAUGUUCAGCAGGCAUCAUUGAAUCCUCAAUGUAAAUCUGAUAAUCAAACAGUAACACAAACUUAUAUCCAAGCAUAUCCUGUCCAACCAGGUCAGCCAGUCCAGUCAGUGAUGUUUCAGUCCAGCCCACCCAGUCAGUCACCCAGUCCAGCUAUGUCUCCUCAGUUGACCAUUGCUCCCAAGCCAGCCAGUACUGUUCAGACCUCCACUGUGACCCGUUCUCCACAACAGAGUCCUUCACCAGGACUCUAUUACCAAAAUGUCAGCACUAAAGCCUCCAAUAUGAUGGCAGUUGGAACUGAACAAAAGUGUGACAUUGGUUUCUUCUCCUCUGUAUCAUCUCAACCAAAGCGAGUGAAGGCUGUUGUGGCUAACAUACCCUUAGCCAACGAGUCUUUACCAAAGAAUGCAGCAGUCACAGCUUUUAUCAAUGCCACAACAACCAUGUCUCCCGUCCCCAUUGUCCAAGCGACACCUGUUACAACUACUGCUGAAGUAACUACUCGUACCGAGAAAUCUGUCUCCUUUGCUGCUACUAAUUCGGUUACACCACCGAAUCAUAGACAUGCUCCCCUCAGCCGACACGCUAGUCUUGACCGGCAGCAAAAUCAAGAAAGAAAAUCGACUUUAAUUCGCCAAACCAGUUUAGAUCGGCAAUCUAAUAUGGACCCUCCUCCGAGUUUUGAGCAUCGGUCCAGUAUUGAGCGUCAAUCAAGCAUCGACCGUCAAACAGCCAUUGAGCGCCAAGCAACCCUGGAACGUCAAUCUAGUAUUGACAGGCAAACCAGUAUAGAUCGUCAAACAGCCAUGGACCGGCAAAUGGUCAUGGAACGUCAAUCAAGUAUUGACCGGCAAAUGACCACAGAACGCCAAUCUAGCAUUGACCGUCAAACAGUAAUGGACCGUCAGUCUAGCAUUGACCGCCAGACAGUAAUGGACCAUCAGUCUAGCAUCGACCGUCAAACAGUGAUGGACCGCCAAUCUAGUAUUGAACGCCAAACAGUGAUGGACCGCCAGUCUAGCAUUGACCGGCAAACAGUGAUGGACCGUCAAGCAAGUCUAGAGCGUCAGCCAAGCAUUGACCGCCAAACAACUGUCGACCGUCAAUCUGCCCUGGAACGGAGCCAAAGUGUGGAGAGACAAUCAACGUUAGAACGACAGUCGAGCCUGGAACAAGCCAACCUGGAGCGACGAACAAAACUGGAGCGACGGCCUAGUAUGGAGCGGCGUGCAAGUGUUGACCACCCAAGCAACGUGGAGCACGUGUGCCAAAUGGAACGGCAACCACCGAUGGAACGCAAAAUGAGUGUCGAACAUGUAGGGAGCGUCAUCGACCGUUCAAACAGUACCGAUCGGCAUUCUGCCUCUGAUUGCCAGUCUAACUUGGAAUAUCAGUCUCACAAGGAGUGGCAAGCUGCAUACGGCCACCAGUCGAAUUUGGAACGUCAGUCGAGUAAGGAGCAGCAGUCAAAUUUAGAGCGACAGCCAAGUCUGGAAGGACAGACUAGUAGUGAGCAGCAUCAGCUGACUGUUGACAAGUAUUCAACAGCUGAACACAAAUCAAAUGUCGCCCGCCAUUCUAGUCUUGACCGUUUUGUACCGGUCUUCUCACGUCAUGCCAGCCUCGAUCACCAGCCUCUGUCUGGAUGUCAGCAACGGAAACCGUGCUUAGUUCGGCAGCAUAGUAUUGAUGUUGCUGAUAUACCAGAUCGUAGCUGGGUUCAUGAGUCAAAUCAGCCCCAGAUGUCAAGCCAGACUGAAAAUGAUCCCAAAGACUCAGAACUUGAACAGCGACAACAGCGUUCUUGUAAGGGCAAGCGUUACAAAGAGAUGGCAGCAGAUGGCGGCAGCAUGAAACUAAAAGGAGACAAAAAGGCAUACAAGUCAUUGGACAUUUCCACUGAAUGUCCACCAAUGAGCAGCAGUGAUUCCACUCCUACAGAAAUUCUGCCUGAAAUACAAUCUAGAGAAAGGUCAGUAGGACACCUGGAUGGUCAGCCUUCUCAACCGUCAUCACACAUACUCCUACAGCAGAAGUCAGAAAGAAGUAAGCAGAAACCAAUACCUCCACCCAUCCCGGUACAUAGUCACUCGAUACAGUCAUCAUUAACAUCACCCAGCAUAUCUAGUCCACGACGUAGUAUUUUUAAGAAGAACAUUGAUGAUGGCAUGGACAAGGUUCUGGAGACAGUGGAUUUUGAACGGAGAUUUGAGCAGCUUCCUCAGUACAUCCCCGACCAAUCUGAUGCCACAACCCCGGUACCACAAAGUCCAAGGGCACUGUUGAAUAUUUACAGGAGGAAAGCCCUUCCAAAAUCUGAUUCAGUUGACCAUGACAGCAUCACAGAUUCGUGCACCGUGUCGCCUGCUUACCUGAAGAGUUGUGACUCUGAAGCUGGCACUCCGAAGACACCAAGAAAUUCCGAAGACAAUCAGUUCUUUGGUGCCACCUUUAAUCUGGAGUCACUUUCUGAUGCAGCUCUCAAGAAAAUGGAUUUUACAGACAGUGAAGUAAAUUCCCCUCGCACUCCUAAAACUCCCAGUUCUCCAGGAACCUAUUCCACUCUAAGACGUGUCCUUGAUCAAAGACGACAGCUCGUGAUGAAACUCUUUGAAGAAUAUGGACUUUUCCCAUCAGCUUCAGCUACUACGUCAUUUCACAGCAGACACAUCAACCUGUUUCCAACGAAGACAAUGCUGCAACUGAAAAUCCGUGAAGUACGACAGAAGUUAAUGGCUCAGUCAGCACAGAUAGCAGCUGCGGCGGAAGGUGAAGCUGGUUCUGCACCAUCAACCCCGUCCGCUUUGACAGCCAGCUCCAACAACAGUGGAACUAAUUGUUCAACCAGUAGUGCCGUCUCCGUCUCAUCCACCAAACCAACACUUUCGUCUUCACUAGGCCCUGCACCUCUUUGUGGGAACAGCAAUGUGAAUGUGACUGCCACACCAGUGGGUGCUGGGGUCACGCCGUCGUCCACUACGUUGUCUUCGUCCACGAGCGGCGAGCUCAUCCCCAAUCCUAACACAACGGCCCCUUCAGCUGUCCUCGGCUCCAGCAACGAGGUUACUACUACUAGUAUUACAACCACCCAUGUGCCUUCCUGUGGAUCACAGCCACCACCACUUCCACCACCUCCUCCUCAACUGCCGCCACCACCACCACCAACACAUGCCACCACCUCCUCCUCUUCUACAGCUGCAGUUGCUGCUACUCUCUCUCAACACCAACAUCAGCAUCAACAUCAGCAUCAACAACAGCAGCAGCUGCAGUAUUCCUUUGCGCAGUCGCCAUCACAGCACUCGUAUCAUCAUCAUCACCACCAGCAGCAGCAGCAAACAACGAACCGUGCUGUCAUUGCCUCCGACCACACACCCUCAUCAUCAUUGUCAUCCACGGCUACGCAACCUCUAGGCACUGGUGGUGGAUCAGCAGGCGCAUCAAUUAUGCGACAUGACUACGGCAGCGACAAACAUACCUGAAGUGUGGAGUGGGGUGAGGGACACACACCCUUCCCUCUGCAUACCACUCCUCUUCACUAAAUGGCUUUGUUACAUACACAAAUAUAUACAUAUAUAUAUGUAUAUGUAGACUUGUAUGUAUAUACAUACUCACACAUUAUAUAUAUAUUAUAUAUACAUAUGUGGUUUACUGUUGUCAUGGAAACAGAACAAAGUAUUUGAAAUUAACCUCGUUGGAUCUCUAUCCCGAUCUCCCUUCUCCACCCCUCCAAGAAAAACAACAUACAUUUUCAUAACUUGUUCCUCCACCUCACUUCUCUGUCCUCCUCUCGUCUCCAGCUCAUCCUCUUCUUCCUUCCUAUUGUUGUUGUUGUUAUUGUUGUUGUUGUUGUUGUUAUCAGUCCAACCAAGGGUAUAAUGAUCAAAGUUUUCCCUGUGAAAAAAAAAGCAAAAAACUUUGUAGAAACAGACUGAUACACACAGAUAAACAAACGAAAAAGAAAGUUACAUUAAGGAAAGAAAAAAAUUUUUUUCUAAUUUCUUUAUUCAUGAACUUUAACCUGAGAGGUCAACAUUUGUGACCUCUCUGUCUGUCUCCACAAUGAUGUUAAAGAUGAAGAUGAUAAUUUGACAUAUUGAUGCAACAUACAAUGACAGUAAUGUGGUAGGAUGGUGGUGGUGGUGGUGGUGUUUGUAAACUGUAGGUUGGUACUACUUACACAUGACCUACCAGGACUAUAUAUGGGUGUGUGCAUGUGUUUGUGUAUGUAUAUAUAUAUAUAUAUAUAUAUAUAUAUAUAUAUAUAUGUAUGUAUGUAUAAGGGAUGGUUGUUGUGGGUGUGGUUCGUAGUUGUUGCUCUGUUGAGUAGACCUUUGCCUACAAUACUGAAUGAUGUGGUGUAAUACAGUACAAACUGCUAGAGCUUUAGGGUGUGAUGAUAAUGUUCUCUUAUGUAAUCCACCCAAAGCUAAAACUCUCUAUGUAUGUCUUUUUUUCUUUUUUCUUUUUCUUGUGUGUGGACAAUUAUGUAUGCAAUCUAGCUUGUCUGAAUGUGCAUAUAUACACACACUCACACUCACUCACACACACAUUUACAUUUUGAGACAGUUAACCACAUAAGCUGUCAAUAUAUCCACUGUCAAUGUGUCCAGUAACUUCACAAUAAAACUGUUUUUUUUAUUCAUACUGCCAAAGUCUGUCAUUAGUGUUGGACUAUGCAAGGUCAAAGCUUAAAGGCUUGUUGCUAUUUUGGUUUCUAUCUGUGUAUUAGGAAACUUCUCACACACUCUAUGUCCCCUUCCCUUGGAAGGUGUGAAGUAGCAGAAAAUGGAGUUUGCUACCCUAAUGUGUGGUAUUUGGGUCUUUUUUUUUUAAAUAAUUUAAAACGAAAUUGUUAUAUUGAAUAUUAGGAAUUUUUUUUAUGGAACUGACAAUGUGUAUGUGUAUCUACAUACAUAUAUAUAUGUGUACAUAUGUCUAUGUUUGUGUAUGUGUAGUAUGGUUCCUUAAUCCAUAUGAGAGAGAGAGAUUAUGAAGGUAUAACAUAUACAAUAUGUUGUAUGUAUUAUACUCCAAACCAAAUUUUCUGCUGCAUUUGAACUCAUCAUUUAUAUUUCCUUUGUCUUUACUAUUCUUUCUUCUCUUCCUCAUUUGUAAAUUUAUAUUCACUCAAACAUAUAUGCACAUACACACACACGCACACAUAUAUAAUGUGUAUGUGUGUGUACAUAUGUGCGCACACACACACACACUUCUCCACCAGCUCACUGAACUGUCUGUGUGUAUGUAUUUAGAUUUAUAUGUACACUGUAUCAUUGGUAUUUAAAAUGCACAUUGAUUAGCACAUAUAUUUAUGAAUUAGUAAGAUAUAUAAAUAUAUAUACAUCUUCAUUCAAAGCUAAUUAUUAACUCAGUCGCUAUUCCUGAGUAAUAAUGAAGUGAAUAGUCAGCUUUGAAUAAAGAAAUACACUCUUAUCUUCAUGUAUUGAGUACUUUUUCCACCAUUUGAAAUGAAUACCCAAAGUCAUAUAUGCUCUCUUCUAUAUAGGUUAGUUAUAUUUUGUUAUAAACUGUUCGAAAAAUAUAGUGGAAAGCUAGUAGCAAAAAUAGCAGGUGUACCAAAGUACAAAUUAGGAUAUGGGCCAGACUGAAUCUCAGCUUACACUCUCCCCGCACCCUCUCAUUCUUUGUCUUUUCUAUAUGUCUAUGAGCAUACGUCUAUUUCACAUAUAGAAAUGUGCAAUAUGUAUUUAUACACACAUAUACAGCAUACAAACUGAGGGAUGAGGUACAGUGCUGUUUUCAGACCCAUUCAAUAUAUGCUAAUGUGGUGAUUCAGGCACAGAAAAAAUGAUGAUGAUAUGCAUCUCACACACAUACAAACACACACCUCAUCCAUGCAUGCCUACCAGAUAAGACUAAAUAAUCUUCUUUAAGAUUUGGAUCCAUUUAUGAAAAAUCUUCGGAAGAUUUUUUUUUAUGUGUCAAUUCUUUGAUCUCCUUCUACACACUUUCUAUCUGUUUCCUCUUUUUUCGUUAUAUACAUACAUUCAUGGGUGCAUGCAUACAUAUGCAUGUAAUUGUGUGUGUGCGUAUGUGUAUACACACACACACACACACACACAUGGUUGUAUGUGUUUGUGCAAGUUCAUAUCUUGUAAGUUUUACAAUUUAGUUAAUCUGCUUUCAUCUACAUGCAUACACACUACUUUUUCUUCUUCCAUGCCUUACCUCAUCCAUAAUAAAAGUUCCUUCUCUUUGA
Molecule: messenger RNA, 12722 nt
Organism: Octopus sinensis (East Asian common octopus)
Lineage: Eukaryota; Metazoa; Mollusca; Cephalopoda; Octopoda; Octopodidae
Product: protein capicua homolog
Exons: 20
Coding region: 682-9981 (3099 amino acids)
Biological process (GO): regulation of transcription by RNA polymerase II
Cellular component (GO): nucleus
Molecular function (GO): RNA polymerase II transcription regulatory region sequence-specific DNA binding; DNA-binding transcription factor activity, RNA polymerase II-specific
Source: RefSeq, a predicted model, not a curated record